GUGUGUGUUUGGCAGCACCAGAGUUUUCUGGGUUUCCGCCUGAUCGCCUGGAAGUUGUAAGUGUUUUAGAAGCCACGUUGACUAAAGUUGCCCAACCCCAGCCCCAGCUCAGCUCCUGUUGUUCUCCUGUGUGUGUGUGUGUGUGUGUGUGCGUAAAAAAAAAUAGCAACUGCUCCCCAAUCCAUCACCUCUUGAUGGCUCCCAUGGGGAUCAAAGUGUCCCACGGUAGGGUAGCCGUCUGCCUGCUGCUAGCCGCUGCCGCGCUUUACAUCUUCUGCGUAAAGCGCGGGAUGCCAAGGGCCAGCAGCAUCAGCAUCUUUUCCUCCCCCUCCGACUCCGACUCCGGCGGUCCAAGCCUCCGCAUUGACCUCCGCCAGCUCCUGUCGCUGUCCAUCGCGGCGGCCGAAGAAGGGGGCAGAGCGGUCAAGGAGGUCAAGGAGAAGAGGGCCCUGGACGAGAAAUCCAAAGGCAAAACCAAGGAAGGUGCCGAGGAGAUGGUGACCGCAGGAGACUUGAUGUCCCACAGGAAGAUGGCCAGUCUGUUCGCCAAUGCUUUCCCGAAUGUGAAGGUGAUUUCUGAAGAGCACGACGACACUAAAUUAGACAAGACCCUCGUGUGGAAUUCCAAAGUUCCUAGUUUCAUCGAGGAAAGCAUAGUCGAUGCCAAGAUGGUGCCAGCGGAAAGCAUCACAGUGUGGAUUGAUCCAUUGGAUGCAACGCAGGAAUACACAGAGGAUCUGAGACACUUUGUAACAACUAUGGUCUGCGUGGCCGUCGAUGGUAAACCAGUUAUUGGAGUUAUACACAAACCGUUUUCAAAAUAUACCGCUUGGGCUAUGGUUGGAGGUGCAUCAAAUGUUCAUAAGCGAAAAUCCUACAAUGAGAAAUCUCCUACAGUAAUUGUUUCCAGAUCUCACGCAGGAACUGUGAAAUCUUACUCGACUGUUGCUUUUGGAAAUGGAACUUCCAUUAUUCCUGCAGGAGGAGCAGGGUACAAAGUUCUCUCGCUCUUGGACAUUGAGGAAGCCAGCCAGCUUCAUCACGCAGACCUGUACAUCCACGUGACCUUCAUUAAGAAGUGGGAUAUCUGUGCUGGGAACGCCAUACUGGAGGCUUUGGGAGGUCAUAUGACCACCAUUGAAGGGGGCAGCAUCGAUUACAAAGACUCUCCCUCCAAUAGCGGAGGUCUUGUAGCCACUGUUGGGAUGGAUCACGAAGCACUGCUCAAGAAACUUCCCGGUCUCACCCCAAAAAAAGACCCGAAGACACCAUAAACGAUUGGGGGCGGGAAAAAAAAGACACGAUUGCUUUGGUUUGCAUCUUAUGGCCAGUCUUUUUAAGGGGGUGAGGUGGGGGGGGGGUCAUGAAAAAUUUCAGCACAAUAUUCCCUUUCAUAAACACUGGUGAAAUUUACCUCCAGCUACCAGCCACUCACGGCAUUUCUUUUGUGGCUGUAGAAUUUGACAACACUGUUCUGUGAACCUGAUGCCCUCCACCCCCUCCUCCCCCCAAAAAAGCAGAUUUGCAAAUAAUGUACUUUAUUCCAUCAGGGUCUCGUCUCGCUACUGUCGCUGUUUCCUACUUUACCUCGUUUUACACGGAAAUUUAUGAAGCUAGCAAUUACCGCUCUCUUCGUCAGAACUGCAAAGUUCUGUGCAACAGGAGCAGUUGUUGAGUAGAAUACGUUGUAAGUACAGUGGCCGGGUGCACUAAUGCUCUUCAGUUGAGUGGGAGGAUAGGAGGUGGGUUUGCUUGCAAUUAUCCAUGUGGGAAGGUGAUAGGUAGAGGUUGUGAGUGGAUUGAAUCUCUUGAACAUGUAUCCUAGUAGCUAGUUGUUGUCUGAGCAGUAGAACGGUGGCUAAUGUGUUGAGGGAGUGGGUGGGAAAGGGUUUGAGGUGGACCUUCCCUUUUGAAGUGAGUGAUCCUUGACCAGGAUAUUUGCAUUGCGCUGGUAUUGAAUUUUUUUGUCAAAACUGUUUAUACAAAUGCUGUACAGGAGCUUCUCGUUGUGUGGCCGUUUGCGUUGAAUUCUCUUAAAGGGGAAGUUUACAAUCGCUUCGGUCUUGCUUUUACAACUGGCAUAAAAUUCAAGUUACAGCUCCUUUAGACUUGAUUUUUCUUUUACAUUGCAUCAAAUGAUUUGAGAAAUAUGUUCGUUUUUCGGUUUAACUGAAGUUAUUGAAGAAUGGUACCUGUUUUAUCUGUUUAACUGAUUUUAAUAUGUGUCCCCCAAUCUGAUCUUUGAUAACAGUUGCUGAGGAACAAUGGGGAAGUGAUUUAAGUUGUUUGAAUGGUGGAUAGAUUGGUGAGCUACUGAGAAUCAUUUAUUUCGAAUAAAUUCUAGGAAUCGAC
Callorhinchus milii (elephant shark) is the source of this 2352-nucleotide messenger RNA. RefSeq names its product 3'(2'), 5'-bisphosphate nucleotidase 2. Gene Ontology annotation, molecular function: 3'-nucleotidase activity. Gene Ontology annotation, cellular component: endomembrane system. The record is from RefSeq and is a predicted model, not a curated record. Gene Ontology annotation, biological process: phosphatidylinositol phosphate biosynthetic process. The transcript is spliced from 5 exons. NCBI's taxonomy places the organism in Eukaryota, Metazoa, Chordata, Chondrichthyes, Chimaeriformes, Callorhinchidae. The coding region runs from base 195 to 1274 and encodes 359 amino acids.